Molecule: messenger RNA, 2255 nt
Organism: Helianthus annuus (common sunflower)
Lineage: Eukaryota; Viridiplantae; Streptophyta; Magnoliopsida; Asterales; Asteraceae
Product: BTB/POZ domain and ankyrin repeat-containing protein NPR1
Exons: 4
Coding region: 347-2098 (583 amino acids)
Biological process (GO): systemic acquired resistance, salicylic acid mediated signaling pathway; regulation of jasmonic acid mediated signaling pathway; defense response to fungus
Cellular component (GO): cytoplasm; nucleus
Molecular function (GO): protein binding
Source: RefSeq, a predicted model, not a curated record
UUCAUAAUUCAUAUCCAAAAUUCCCCUGUUUUUUUCCCCAUUUAGCUUCCUCAAUCGUCAUCACCUCCACAUCUCACUCUCUGACUUCAUCACAUAUAUUAUAUACAUACAUAUAUAUAUAAUACACACUUGCAUCUUGAAUUUCAACCUGUCCUUUUCCCUUUCUUCCUCCACAUGUAUACAACAAUCAAACAAACCCCAGUUGACCCAUCACCCUUCACCUCCAUAUUCCCCAAAAAGAUCUCAACUUUAUUCAAGAUUCAUGCUCUUUACAGCUUCUUAACACUCAAAUCCAUUCUGGGUCAUCCCCAAUUUUAACACCCACCGUUCUUGAUCAAUUUCUUUCAUGGGUUCCAGUUGUUUUCACCAAUUGGUUACAGGGGUGACUCCGAUGACUUAUAUUCGAACCGGGUUCUCUGAUUCAACCGAUAUUAUAAGCGAAAGUAGUGGCAUUGAACCCCCUCUUCUUCCAUCAGAUGUUUCUGCACUCAGUAAACUAUCUGAAACCCUAGAAUCAAUCUUGUUAGAACCGGAUAGCUCAUUUGCAGAUGCUAAAAUUGUUGUUUCGGGUGGCCGGGAGAUCCCGGUUCACCGGUGUAUAUUAUCGAAAAGGAGCCUCUUUUUUAAGAAUAAGUUUUGCGAGAAGAAUUGUAAUGUGAAGUUGGAGAUGAAGGAAUUGGCUAGUGAGUGUGAAAUCGGGUUCGAUUCGGUUAUGUUUGUGUUGAAUUAUUUAUAUAGUGGGAAGAUUAAGGGUUUGCCUAAAGAUGUUUGUGUUUGUGUUGAUGAUGAGUGUUUACAUGAAGCGUGUCGGCCCGCGGUUGAUUUUAUGGUGGAGGUUGUGUAUGCUUUUCAUGUUUUUCAGAUUGCAGAAAUGGUUGCCCUUUGGCAGAGGCGCUUGCUAGACGUUCUUGAUAAGGCAUCAGUAGACGACAUUCUAGUGGUUCUAUCAAUCGCAAACACAUGUGGGAAAUCAUGCGAGGAACUUUAUUCUAAAUGCAUUGACAUUUUAGUCAAAUCCGACGUUGACUUUGUAACACUCGAUAAAGCUUUGCCAGAGCAAAUAGUCAAACAAAUUAUCGAUUCCCGAUUCGACCUCGGUUUGGACAAGCCUGGGAGCGAUAGUUUUCCCAACAAACACAUAAAACGGGUCCACCGGGCCCUCGAUUCUGAUGACGUUGAAUUAGUCACAAUGUUAUUACGAGAAGGUCAUACUUCAUUAGACGGUUCUUGCGCUCUUCAUUACGCUGUUGCGUACGCAGAUGCUAAAACGACAACCGAAUUACUCGAUUUAGCACUUGCUGACGUAAAUCAUAAAAACUCGAGGGGUUUUACCGUACUUCAUGUUGCCGCUAUGAGAAAAGAGCCGAGUAUCAUCGUUUCGCUUCUUACGAAAGGGGCCCGACCCUCGGAUCUCACCCCUGAUGGGAGAAAAGCGCUACAGAUUUCGAAGAGGUUGACCAGAGCGGUUGACUAUUACAAGUCAAACGAGGAUGAUAAAGAGUCAACGAAAGGUCGUUUGUGUAUUGAGAUAUUGGAACAAGCCGAAAGAAGAAAUCCAUUGUUAGGUGAAGCUUCGGCUUCUCUUGCAAUGGCCGGAGAUGAUUUGCGUGGAAAGUUGUUGUAUCUUGAAAAUAGAGUUGCGCUGGCUAGUCUUUUAUUUCCGAUGGAAGCUAAGGUUGCAAUGGAGAUCGCUCAAGUUGAAGGGACGUCUGAAUUCACAUUAGAAAGUGUAUACUCCCAGAAUUUGGCUAAUGCACAAAGAACCGUUGAUUUAAACGAUGCACCUUUCUUGAUCAAAGAGGAGCAUCUGGCUAGGUUAAAAGCACUCUCUAAAACAGUGGAACUCGGGAAACGGUUUUUCCCUCGAUGUUCAGAAGUACUAAACAAGAUAAUCGACUCAGAAAGGCAUGAUGAGAAAAACACUCCGGAAGAGCGAGAAUCAAAGAAGCAAAAGUACUUGCAAGCUCAAGAAACCCUAAACAAAGCUUUCAAUGAAGACAAAGAAGAAUUCGAAAAAUCAUACGCCCUCUCUUCGUCGUCGUCGUCAACAUCCGGUGUUGUGAAUCCACAAACUGUUCCAUUUACUUUCCAAAAAUAGUAACCUAUUUAUGAUACACAUGCAAUAUUGUAUAUUGUAGUCACAAGUUAUAGUUCUAUUCUUGUUUUUUUUUUUUUUUUUUUUUUUUUUUUUUUUUUUGUUACUUCUGUUGUAACAUAGGACAUGAGAAUAUGUGAAAACUUGUGCUUUUUAUUUG